Zea mays is the source of this 1795-nucleotide messenger RNA. Its product is annotated as 3-oxoacyl-synthase III. Gene Ontology annotation, molecular function: 3-oxoacyl-[acyl-carrier-protein] synthase activity. Lineage: Eukaryota; Viridiplantae; Streptophyta; Magnoliopsida; Poales; Poaceae. Gene Ontology annotation, cellular component: chloroplast. Gene Ontology annotation, biological process: fatty acid biosynthetic process. The record is from RefSeq and is marked provisional.
AAGGAAUGCCAUCAGCCACAUCGCCCUCUCCAGCUCUCAUUAAAAAACCUCUUGCCUGGGGGCGGAGCUUUCGAAGCUCGCCCAUUGCCUCCCAGUCUCCCACCCUCGCAACCAUCACCGCCGCCCACCGUUCCCACCGCCGCGGCCUUUAUUUCUCCCCCUUCCAUGCCCCGCUCGCCUCCGCCACCUCCCCCUCCUCCCGCCCCUAGGUGACUGUGACUCCCUCCGGCGCCUGAAUCUCCAUCUCGCUCCCCACCCGCCGCCUCCGCCGCGAGAUCUCCGGCUGCCCGCGCCAUGGUCGCCGCCUCCGGCCUUGCGCUGCCGCGGGUGGCCGCACCCUGCCCGGCGCGCCCGCGGGGUGGUCUCCGCCCCGCCUUGCUCCGAUUCGCGCCGCCCGUGGCACUGCCACCGCACCAGCUCCGGUGCUGCGCGUCCACCGUCGAUGACGGCUUGGUGUCCGCAGCGGCCUCCAAGCCCCGCCUCCCCAGGGUGGUUGGUAUGGGUUCAAAGCUUGUCGGAUGUGGAUCAGCCAUCCCAACACUUGGCGUUUCAAAUGAUGACCUUUCAAAAAUAGUUGAGACGUCAGAUGAAUGGAUUGCAGCUCGAACUGGGAUUCGUAACAGGCGAGUUCUUUCAGGAGAUGAAACAUUGCGGGGGCUCUCAAUAAAAGCAGCUCAAAGGGCACUUGAAAUGGCCAAAGUAAAAGCUGAAGAUGUUGACCUUGUUCUCCUUUGUACAUCUACUCCAGAUGAUUUGUUUGGAGGUGCCACUCAGGUGCUGACGGACGUGGGGUGCACAAAGGCUUUUGGAUUUGAUAUUACAGCUGCUUGCAGUGGGUUUAUAGUUGGCUUAAUCACAGCUACUCGUUUUAUCAAAGGUGGAGGUUUUCAGAAUAUCCUAGUAGUUGGUGCUGAUGCUCUUUCAAAAUAUGUGGAUUGGACAGACAGAGGUACAUGCAUCCUUUUUGGUGAUGCUGCUGGUGCUGUGUUGGUACAGGCAUGCAGCGCUGAUGAAGAUGGCUUGCUAGGUUUUUGUGUUCAAAGUGAUGGCAAUGGGCAAAAACACCUAAAUGCCGCAACGGCAAACGAUGAGUCAAUCUUGUCCAAUACCAAUGGUGUUCCUGGAUUUCCGCCAAAGAAGGCAACCUACUCAUGCAUUCAGAUGAACGGAAAGGAAGUUUUCCGCUUUGCUGUCCGAUGUGUGCCACAGUCCAUUGAGAAGGCACUCCAAGAAGCUGGUUUGCCCGCCUCCAGUAUAGACUGGUUGUUGUUACAUCAAGCUAAUCAGCGGAUUAUUGAUGCGGCUGCCAGCCGAUUAGAUAUCCCGUCCGACAAGGUUAUUUCAAAUCUUGCCAACUAUGGCAAUACCAGUGCGGCAUCCAUCCCGUUAGCUUUGGAUGAGGCUGUUCGCAGCGGCAAGGUGAAGGCUGGCGAUAUUAUUGCGGCGUCAGGUUUUGGUGCUGGACUUACCUGGGGUUCAGCUAUUGUCAAGUGGGGCUAAUUAUUCAACGUGAACCGGAACAACACAUCAAUGAGAUAGCUUCAAGCUUUCAAAGGCCUUGGGAGGCCUACAUCUGUUGGUUCUUUCCAGUGUUUUUCUGUGCAACAUUUUUCUUUCGCAUGUGCCAGUUUUCCUUGCACAUGAAAAUGCAGUGCGCCAUUUUACCGUAAUCCAUCUGUUCCUUAGGCUCAUUACACAGUUGAGAGAGAUUGUAAUGUAGUUGGCAGUAGUUUGAGUGGUGGAUGUAAUGUAAGUUCUUGAAUUUUGCAUGGAGAUAAAUUUGGUGGGGUUAAAA